Caenorhabditis elegans is the source of this 1138-nucleotide messenger RNA. It is a transcript of the gene nhr-112, whose product is annotated as Nuclear receptor domain-containing protein. Lineage: Eukaryota; Metazoa; Nematoda; Chromadorea; Rhabditida; Rhabditidae. Bases 18 to 1046 code for a protein of 342 amino acids. The record is from RefSeq and is marked reviewed. The transcript is spliced from 7 exons. Gene Ontology annotation, biological process: regulation of DNA-templated transcription; DNA-templated transcription. Gene Ontology annotation, cellular component: nucleus. Gene Ontology annotation, molecular function: DNA-binding transcription factor activity; sequence-specific DNA binding; DNA binding.
AGCACUUCUCUCUCAAAAUGUGCAAAAUCUGCGGAUCUUCAGAAUCUGAGCCCCACUUUGGCGGGACUUCAUGUCGAGCCUGCGCUGCAUUUUUCCGCAGAUUCUAUCACUCGAAAAAGCUCGGCUUAAAAUGUACAUGUAAAACCAGGCAGUCAAAUGCUCAUCCGUGCCGAAGUUGCAGGAUCCGAAAGUGUUAUGAAGCUGGGAUGACGCCGGAGAAGAUCCAACUAACCAGGGACAAGCAUUUGAACAGAACUAUAAAACUGGAAGGCCCAUGCUCCUCGUUAGAUACUCCGAUAACUUCCCGCCAAACACCAAACUUAUAUUGUGUUCUAUCAAACUGGCACGAGUUGAAAAUGACUAGAGAAGAAAUGAACAGUGGAUCUCUCAAUAAUUGCAAUAUUUUCGAACUCACUAGUUUUGUGCUAAGAGAUCUUGAAUUGACGUGGCGGAUGGUUAGCAAGGCCUUCCCAACUGUAGAAGUACUUGAGGACAGGGAUAGACAAGCUCUGUUACGGAACUUUGUGCCAAAAUUAUGGCAGAUUGAGCCAAUCCUCGAGUACCGGGAGUGUGCUGAAAAGUUCGAUAAUCUGGAGGAAGAGGAUUAUGAAAAUUUGCUGGUUGGGUUUUAUGGUGGAACAUUUCCAGAAGGGAAGGAAAUGUCUAAAUCUGAAAUUGUUAGUAACUUCCGGCCAUACUGGGAUUACUACUACACAAAAAUGAUUCUUCCGAUUUCGUCAAUGGGGCUCGAAGAGCUUGAAUAUAUGGCUAUCGUUUGGCUGGCGUUCUUUGAUAAUGGCUACUCAAACAUAUCUGACAAUUGCCUCGAAAUGUGUAGGGAUAUCCAGAAAGUGAUACUCAAGGAGUUGCGAAACUAUCAAAUCGAUAGGAACUUUCAUGAAAAUCGUUUUUUCGUUGCCUUAGAGGCUUUGCAAAUCAUUGAAAGAGGAGAGAAGAAAUUCAUGGAGGAGAUGUUGGUGUGCGAGAUGAAUCAUAUCCGGAUACAUGAUGAUUUCAGAAAGAUUAUCAGAGAACCAAAAUUGUAGUCUUGAGAACAGUAUAAUAACAGUUGUAAAUAUGUUGAUUUUGUAUUUGAAUUUUUGUUGUCGCUUUUAAAUGAAAAUGUAUUAAAACGUGC